This is a messenger RNA of Aspergillus welwitschiae, 5598 nucleotides long. RefSeq names its product ankyrin repeat-containing domain protein. Bases 1 to 5598 code for a protein of 1865 amino acids. The record is from RefSeq and is a predicted model, not a curated record. Gene Ontology annotation, molecular function: protein binding. Lineage: Eukaryota; Fungi; Ascomycota; Eurotiomycetes; Eurotiales; Aspergillaceae. The transcript has 6 exons.
AUGACCAUCUCCGCAACCCCAACGCCCUCACUUUGGGCCAUCGCCUUCUCAAAUCUUUCUGAGAAAGACCGGCGGAUUUUCAAGCUCCCCGAUACGUCGCCUUUAGAUACCAAACAGAUCUUGACCGAAAUCCUGGUAGCGCUUGAGACACAGCGCGACCGAUGCAAAAGAGACAAAUGGACCACAGUCAGCAUCGGGGGCAAAGAGAUUGUCAUUCGCGACGUAUGUUCCAAAAUCGUCGCGUAUGUUAAGAAGUUCAUGGAGGUGGUAGAUGCAGCUGUCCAAAUUGACCCUGCUCAUGCUGCAUUACCCUGGGCGGGUGUGCGUUUCCUGCUGCAGUUGACAUUUAUGGCGUUCGAGACCUUUGGUGUCAUAGUGGAGGGCCUUGAAAAAGCAACUCGAUUGAUAGCCCGUUGCGGCAUACUCGAAGCCCUGGUCAUCCGGAAUAGUAGUGCAACGAACGAUGCGAAGGUGGGCUUGGAAGAGGAACUGGUGAAGCUGUAUUCGGCGGUCUUGAGUUUCAUUUGUAAGGCUAAAAAGCACUAUGAUGGAUCGCGCAUGAGUAGGCGGAAUCUUCCUAUGAAGCCAACCCAGCUUUUGUCUGUUGACGAUGAACAUAUAGAACGUGUUCUAAGCCUUACCUCUCGGCAGUCUCUCCAAGACUCGGUCAAAGAAAUGGAGGUUGCAGAGCAGCGGGUAUUUGUGAUGAAGGGUCUAGUUGAUAGUGAACGGAUGGAAAACGUUCAUGGUGGGGUUUCGACAAUGCUCUUUACCAUCGCUUCAGUCGUGAACGGUGUCGACAAUAUACAGGCACGACUGGACAAGGCCUUUGCAGAUCUUGAUCAACCUAUUGUUAGGAUCGCGGAUGAGGUAUCUGAUCUGCAUGUUGCUCUCAAAGAAAGCGAGAGAAGUGAACUUUUACAGUGGCUUUCUACUGUUACCAUACAACAACAUUAUAAAGAAGCAUUGGCUUCUGUACUUUCUGGAUCUGAUGCAUUAGACGAGUGCAACUCUCAACAGCGUGGCAUUAUUAUUCACGCUCUUGAAGAAAUCCGACGCCAGUGUCGAGAUGUUGUCAAGAUCUUCGUGUCCAGUCGCCAUGAAGCAGACAUUGCAGCUCACUUUAAUAGAGGAGAAGUCUCAGAGGUGACUGCUUCCGCAAAUGAAAAAGAUCUGAACCGGUUUAUUGGGAUCCAGGUCGAGUCCUUUGUGCAGAGAUGGUUCCUCUGGGUGACGCUCCAGCUCGAACGUAUCUGCGAUAUGGAACGAAUCAAAGAUAUCGACAGUAUCCGCCAAGUAUUGACGUCUCUACCGCAAACAUUGAAUCAAUCAUACGAACUCCUCUAUAAACGGAUCCAAGACAUGGGUGAAGGCCCGAGGACGGUCGCCUUACAAAGCCUUCAGUGGCUAUUAUGCGCGAAAAGGAAGCUCUCAGUCUCUGAAUUCCUUGCGGCUGUCAGGAAAUCCCCGGUGAAAUGCAAUUCUAUAUCAGCGAGGUCAAUCAUUGACUACUGCUGCAAUUUGGUUGUCAUUGACAACGUGGCAGACACAUUCCGCUUAGCGCACGUCACGGUCCGAGAGUUCCUGGAAGAAAAUUCCAACGACGCCGUUCUUGAGGCUAAUUUGACUGUAUCUCGGAGAUGUUUAGGUACUUUUCUUUGGGGCGAGUUCAGCGAAGAUGGUCUUCUACACUAUGCAACGAGAUACUGGCCCGCUCACGUACAGCAGCUAAAUGGAUCGCACCAAAGACAUGAAAUUCAGGCAAUAAUGACCGAAUUUUUCACUCAAGAAGAGCACUUCGAAGACUGGAUAGAACAUCUCGACGAACGUCCAGUGGAAGAAGGCUAUCGUUGGAGUAACUCGCUUGAGAGAAAGCUCGAAGCAUGUUUUGCUUCACCGCCAUCGGCCUUGUUCACAGUUUCCUGUUUUGGCCUUUCCGAAGUGCUAGAUUUUCCAGAGGUCAUUGAGAUGAUCGAUGUGAAUCAAACCAAUAGGCAUGGGACUUCAGGCGUGUAUCUCGCUGCUCGCUGGGGCCACACUGGAGUAGUCCGGAAAUUACUUCAACUGGGAGCUGAUGUCAACGGACCCGGGUAUCAAUAUGGAAGUCCACUCCAAGCAGCGGCAUUUAGUGGCCAUGAAGAUAUCGUGCGAAUCUUGCUGGAUAGUGGUGCCACUUUUUCUCCGACUGAGAAGGGUGAAUACUCAAGUCCACUCCACGCAGCUCUAGCAAAUGGCCAUGAUAACAUCGCCGAGGUCUUGAUUGACAGUGGGCUUCAGCUAGUCACACAAAAGCAGUUCGCCGAUGCGUUAGAUACUGCCAGCUUCAAAGGAUUUACUAACAUAGUCCAGCAACUUUUAGACGGCAAGGCUGGCAGUUUCACACCUAAUAUCUGCCCUGACCCUCUCCAGGUUGCUCUAUUCGGUGGCAAAGCACGUCAAGCGAAGCAGUUGCUUCAGAGCUGCACUGACAUCAAUGAAGAGAAAGGGUACUUCGGAAAUGCUCUUGCUGCCGCCAUUGCUAGUCGUAAACUUGCCCUCGUGCAGUUGGUUGUUGAUGCCGGUGCCAGACUCGACGCUCGCGGACGUUUUGGCUUGCCAUUGCGGGCGGCUGCGAUAACUAUUCAGCUUGAUAUCGCGACAUAUUUCCUCGAUAAAGGCGCCGAUCCUAAUAAAAGAGAUGAAGAUUUAGGUGACCCACUUCAAGCCGCUGCGUCUUUUGGAAAGUUGGACAUGAUGCUUCUGCUGCUUUCCCACGAUGCGUCUGUGGACGGUUGUGGAGGGCACUUCGGUACUGCACUACAAGCUGCCUGCUUCAAUGGUCAUGAACAGGCCGCUCGACUUUUGAUUGAUCAUGGUGCUUCGUUAGACCGCAAAGGCCGGUAUCGCGAUGCACUACAAGCUGCCGUAUACAGUGGCAAUGAAAGGAUUGUUGAGAUUCUUCUGAUGGCUGGUGCUAAGCUCAACCCAGGACGAGAGAGUAGGGUAUAUUUAUGCAGCUGCUCUGAGAGGACGCAGAGACUUGCGUUACCGGGCCGGAGAGACGGAACUGGACAGCUAGACAUUCCUACAGAGCUCGGACCGCUAGAGAUUGCUGCAAGACGAGGCGACGUCAAAUUAGUUGAGAAGCUCAUAGCCAAGGGAGCGAUCAUCGACGCGCCCGACGCGAAUGAAGAAGGUAAUGAUUAUCAAAAUGGGUGUGCGUACACUGCACUGCAAAUUGCGGCUUUCUGGGGACAUCUCGGGGUGGUGCAGUGUCUUUUGGAUCGUGGAGCCGAUAUUGAUGCGAUACGACAGACACUAGGGACUCCAUUGCAGGCGGCCUUGGAAGGGGGUCAUUUCGAUGUUGCAGACGUGCUGUUGUCCCGGGGUGCGGGAAUUGAUAAGCAUUGGGCUAUGUUUGGGUCCUGCUUACAGAUAUUUUCCGAGCGGGGAGAUAUUAAGACAGUCGAGUUUCUAUUGCAGCGCGGAGCAAACGUGGAAGAUCGUGGAGGUGAAAACGGCAAUGCACUUCAGGUGGCUUGCAAUGCAGGACACAUUGACAUUGUGAAGUUGUUACUUGACACUGGAGCCGAUGUGAGGUCGCCAGGACGGAAUAUCGGGAACGCGCUGCAAGCUGCAUCGUUGGCCGGACAUUUCGACAUAGUGAAGCUGCUUGUUCAUCGUGGUAUAGAAGUGGAUGAAGCUGAUGGGAAUUCUGAGACGGCGCUUUGCCUGGCAGCGAAGAAUGGCGACGAGCACAUGAUGAACUUUUUGCUCCAACAAGGAGCUAAAGUUGAUGGCAAUUCCAUUCUCUCCGGUGACAGACCCGACAACUUGGAGUCAGGUGGCGAAGUUGAACGAGACGAAAAUCUGGUAGCGAUACCAUUGCACCUUGCCUCCGUUCAUGGACAUGAAUCUGGAGUCUCUAUUCUUCUCCAGAAUGGAGCAAAUGUCCAUGUCAAAGGAAAGCUGCGUCUGAAAGAGACGGGCUCAUCUGAUGAAUGCGACUUCAGCAAGCUACUUUGCAAUCCGUUGUUCGCGGCAUGCUUUUGGGGCCAUGAGUCUAUUGCGAGACGAUUGUUUCAAUACGACCCGUGGGGAUAUGCAAUACAUGGCACCUUUACAUCUGCUGUAGAGACGAGCCUCGCCCGCAAGAAGGGAUCCAUUGCAACAAUGCUGGUUCAAGAAGCAGUUCGCGCAGGAUUCCAAGCGGAACAACUUGAUGGUAUGUUCAAUUAUGCCUGUGCAGAAGGAUAUGCAGGAAUUGCGACACAGAUACUAGAGCUUUGUGGUCUAGAACGUUGGCCAGAUGCAAUAUUGGUAGCUACGAAGCAGGGCAGAAGUGCCGUUGUCGAAGCUUUACUUCAGAAUGGGGCUGACAUGAACGCCCGUGAUGCGCAUGGCAAUCUCUGUCUGGACAUUGCAAUUGAAAAGGUCCAAAAUUUUCGCCAUACCUGGUGGAGUUCCAACUCGCCAAAUUGGAUUGAAGUGGUCAGGAUAUUUCUUUGUGCGGGGGCAGAGUCAAAUGAUCUACCAAGCAAGAUCAAAGAAAUUGUCCCGGACAUUGUACAGAGAGGAAGCCUUGAUGCUUGGAAGGCAGUGGACCGGAGUCAAUACGAUGUGGCGAACCACGUUGAACUGUAUCCGAGGCUUUUAUUUUGGGCAUCGGAGACGGGCGACCUCGAUAAGAUUGAUUACGUGGCUGGAAAGUAUGAGCCAUCAACUGGAGACAUCAAACGCGCCGUCGUGGCUGCAAUGGAGGGUGUGCGGAACAACUUACCUCCUGUUGAGGCACUACUAAGACUCAAGACACCACUCUUCUUCAAUGACAAGCAGAAUGGGGAGAAUGAUAAAGAACCCUUAGUCCUCGCUUCCAGCGAAGGAUAUAGCGGAAUACUCUCAGUCCUGCUCCAGUACGCGAAACACAGCUCAUCAAUCGUUGAAGAAGCGUUGAAAACAGCCAUCAGCCGCAAACAUGUCACUUGCACACGCUUGAUUCUGGACUCGCAAUUUAUUAAUCCCUCUGAGCGGCUGGUGAUAUGCUCUCGUCUCAUUCAAUACUGUUUUCCCUUCUGUUCGGGAAAGAUGCUCGAAUAUCUGUUAGACCAAGAGGUAUCCCCGAAUACCAGGGAUCCCGAGACUGGCGAAACCCUAUUGUACAUCGCUGCUACAAAGAAGGACAGCAAAGGUGCCAAUAUCCUUAUCUCCCACGGUGCUGAUGUUCAUCUGAUUGGAGGUCGACACGGAACUGCGCUGCAUGCAGCAGCCGUUUCUGGCUCCUGGAAAACGGUGGAAUCGUUGCUUUCAGCGGGUGCAGAUAUUAAUGCGCGGGGUGGAGAUUACGGAACCCCGCUUGUAGCGGUGAUGGCACAGAAGUGGAGGGAAACUUGCUGGAAGGCUGAGUUCGAUAUGUCUUGCAGCUGGGAAUGUCAUCGCUGCGUUGCGAGAGUGUUGCUGGAGUGGGAUGCAGAUGUUGAUGCGGAGGGAGAGUUUGGCACGGCUCUACAGGCUGCGGAGAAGGUUGGUAAUGAGGUCGGGAUGAAGAUGCUCACGGAGGAGAAUGAGGUGCUCGUGGAGGGUGGUGAAGGGAAUGAUAGUGACUUCGAGGAUUCGGAUUGA